CAGUGGCAAACGCACAAUGAAGCCGAACGAUAUAAACAUUCCCCAGUACGUACAAGACGGAAUCAGAAAAGUGGCAAAAACUCUGCAGUUUAGUGAUCGGUUUACGGUGGACUAUGACUUCCGGAGCGAUGGAAACUACGGUUCAACGUCCGUAUCCGUUCGGUAUCAAAUUAUUCUAAGGGAAGAUCCGCGCGAGUUGACAUUGCUAUGCAAGGUACCGCCUCCGGAUGGCGACGAUACACUUCUGGCACUGUUCGAACGGGAAGUGUUCAUCUACCAGCAGCUGUUGCCAACUUUCGAACAGUUCCAACAGGAGCGUGACAUUGCACCCACAUCGACGGGAUUUGCGUUUGCGCCAACUUGUUACUACGCCUACUAUGAUCCGAAGCGACGCGAGGGAAUACUGAUUAUGGAAGAUACUGAACGACGAAUGUUCGGCAACAGAAACAAGUACGAGCCAAUCGAUUAUGAUCAUGGACGCUUGGCUAUGAUUCAACUCGGAAGGUUUCACGCCGUUUCGUUGAUUAUGAAAGAGCAACAUCCAAAGGUGUUUGAACGGUUCCAACAACUGGAGGAUGUUACCAAGGACCAGGUGAUGUCAAUGGAGGGCUUCAAGGAAACAAUGGAACUCUCGUUCAAUCAUGCAGUUGGAACACUCAGUAUCCACGAAACGAAUAAAAAGGAUAAAUUGAUUAGGUUGAAGGAUUCGUUUGUGGAAGAAUUGAAAACGAUCGCGGACAGUGAGUUGUCCGAACCGUUCUGCGUUAUCUGCCAUGGGGAUUACAGUAAGAGCAAUGUCAUGUAUAGUUACAAUGGUGGCUUUCCGAGUAAGUUAGUGAUGCUUGACUGGCAAUUGGCAAAAUACGGGUCUCCCGCGCUCGAUUUCUUACACUUUAUGUUUCUUAGUACGGAUGAAUCAUUUCGUCGAUUGCACUAUGAUAACAUGUUGCAAACCUACCAAAAUGCACUGAGAGACCAUAUGGAACGUCUAGGCGGUGACAAUGCGACGGAACGGUUCCCGCUAACCACGUUGAUGCGGUUGAUCCGUUCGCAAGCGAAAUAUGCGGUUAUACUGGCUGUGCUGCACAUUCCGUUAAUGAUUACCAGUGCCGGUGAGGAAAACGACGAUGACGACGACAUCAAGGAUGGGAAGGAAAACAAAGAGAACGGAACAAAUUGUAGGGAAACUCGAUCCUACGAUAACGUAUACCAAGCACGUAUGAAUGGUAUACUGAAGGACAUUUUUCGGCUGGGUUAUCUUUAAGAACAAUGAUCACUAAGUGUUCAACGUGUGUUACUUGACGCCUUCAUACUUUUGAUUGAAACCCGAUUUCUUUUUUCCGUUAAAUUAGUACCACAGAUUUGAAAAACCUCUUUAUAUUAUAAUACAUUUAUUGGGAACCCUAGCGAAACUCAGAACUCCGGACAACUCAGUUUAUCAAUAGAUCACAGUUUUGACAUGUGAUAAAAAAACAAAAAUUUCACUGUUGCGGAGAAACAACUCCAGUCGUAGUUUGACUGGUUUCCGUAUUUGGUCAACUAUAAAAUUUUUUGCAACAUAGAAUCGAGAUUUUGCUUCACAGAUUAUUUCUCCUCACAUCAAAUAAAGCACUAGACUGAAAUAAACUGCAAUUGUCUUUAAGUUAAAACUAAAAUUGAUUUGUUCAAACACUCGGAACACAAUCCAUGGAAAUCAGGAAGCGAGGGGCCAGCCAGAUAACAAUGCAGCGAAACAGAGUAAAAGCAAUUCAGUUUAGAAUUUUGAAAAACAUCUGGAAAUUCUUCCAGUUGUGCCCUACAAAUGAAUAACUUUUCCUCCAGAUAUCUGUUUAAGGCCGCAGCAUCAUCCUUACUCAACGCAUAUCUAGAAUACAAAAGGCGAGGAAAAUUGCAUUCAGUGCAGAUAGCAAUCAUUCGUGUACGGGAAAUGUGGAAAUGAAGGUUUUGGUAAAGCUGCCUCAAUAAACGCAGUUUUACUUUUUUUUUACUAGGUACAUGCCUAUCGUGUGGUUCUUGGAGACCAUAAACAGAUUCAAAGUCCUUAAAUUUGUCAUCAAUUGGUUCUGGUGAUGGCAUCCACAGUAUUUUAUCGAAAUCGAUCGUAUUCAUUCGCUUUUUCAGGUGAAACUUGCAUCAGUGAUCAGUACACUUUUUGAUUUGUAGAGCGUACGUUGUCUAUCUUACAUGUGAUUCGAAAAUACCUGUAACCUGUUGCUUAGAAAGAUUUUUAUCCAUUCUAAUUUCAUUCCAUAUAGUAGAUAAUCUGCGUAUCAGCGCAUUGGUGUCAUUUUCUUUUUUUAUGCGGUUUUUCUAUGCGACUUUUUCAUGCGAAUUUUCAGUUAUGCGGUUUUUUUAUGCGAAGUUUCAAAGUUAUGCGGUUUUUCUUUGUGCAAAGUUUCAGAGUUAUGCGGUUUUUUAUGCGAAUUUUCAGAGUUAUGCGGUACGUAAACUCGCAUAAAGAAAGACUUCAGUGUAUUACUUUAUUUCCGUUAUACUUUAAGGACUCAAAUCAUUUUUUUAACAAGCUUCGAGCAUCUUCAGUUCCAUCCAAAGCCAUUUUUCUAUAUUCGACAUUUUCUCUCCUAUACUGAACAAUUUUGGUUAACUGAUAAAAAAAAAAUCAAUGUAA
Molecule: messenger RNA, 2629 nt
Organism: Malaya genurostris
Lineage: Eukaryota; Metazoa; Arthropoda; Insecta; Diptera; Culicidae
Exons: 2
Coding region: 17-1264 (415 amino acids)
Source: RefSeq, a predicted model, not a curated record